ACGUCAGGCGAACGGAUCAUCCAGAUCUCUGUAUGUCGAGACUCCCCUCGGCGACUAGCAUUCACGAACUCUGCACUGUGGUCUCCAUCGAACAGGACAUGCAACUCGGCAUCAGUCCAGGACGCAUGCACGCAUAUAGGAGCGGCGCUCCUCCGCGGUCUCGACUGCACCCCCUUCCGUACCAUAGGACGUCCCCGCGCCAUUGGUCAUCCUUGCCAUGGCGUCGUCCUUCGCGUUGCUCAUGGGCCCGCUUCUGGUGCUCGUCUGUCUUGCGCUCAUUCUAUUCGGGAUCUUCACCGCCCAAGUCUAUUACUAUUGGUCGACCUACGAGAAAGAUUCGCGUCUCGUCCGGGGCUUCGUGCUGCUGUUGUGGUUCCUCGAGUGCUUGCACACCACCUUCUGCAUCUGCAUGCUGUACACUUAUUUUAUCGACCAUUUCGGCGAUACGGGCGAAGUCGAGCGGAUUGUCUGUGUGAGCAAGCGAAACUUCCUAGUCGCGUCUGUCCCGGCCAUCGCCUUGUUUGCUCGUGUUGGUCAAUAUUCCUGCAAGACGUGGACUGCUUUCCGCCAGAGGCAAGGCCCUGUGCUCACCCUGAACGUCGCGUUGAGCUGCGGCGGCCUUGUCGACCUCGUCACCACGGGACUGCUCACCUUCUAUCUGUGGCGCAGUCGCUCGGCGUUUCCGCGCACGCAACACAUCGUUGACAAGCUCUUGCAUUUUGCGCUCAACACUGGAGCUCUCACGAUGAUAUUCUCAAUGGCAAUCCUCUUCACUUACAAUCUCGUAACUACGAGCCUGAUCUGGGCUGGCAUGGUCGAGAUAGUCAGCAAACUAUAUGCCAACUCUAUGCUUGCCAUGCUCAACGCCCGGAACAACCUCCGGAACGCAGGCUCUACUAACGAAAGCACAGCAUCAGCGGGGACCUUUAGACAUCAGGAUGUCAAGGCGGCCCACGCGCGGGCUGGCCUCCGAGGCUGUGCGAGUGGACGUCUUCAAGGAGACCGUCAGGGUGACCGACUUUGACCAUGCUGGCACCAACGACGCCGGAGCCCGCGACGACCUGCGUGGCUCUGCGAAGGAUCCAGAAGCGUUCGUGUACCCGCUGAGGCCUGGCUCGACGGACUGAGACCCGGCCAUGCUGUGUAGGCGGCCGCUUCUGAUAUCAAAAUGUGUUGUACCCUAAUUACACUGGCUUCUAUGGAUGUUCCC
This is a messenger RNA of Phanerochaete carnosa HHB-10118-sp, 1210 nucleotides long. RefSeq lists its product as uncharacterized. The record is from RefSeq and is a predicted model, not a curated record. NCBI's taxonomy places the organism in Eukaryota, Fungi, Basidiomycota, Agaricomycetes, Polyporales, Phanerochaetaceae. The transcript has 14 exons. Bases 218 to 1024 code for a protein of 268 amino acids.